Nelumbo nucifera (sacred lotus) is the source of this 2262-nucleotide messenger RNA. The record is from RefSeq and is a predicted model, not a curated record. NCBI's taxonomy places the organism in Eukaryota, Viridiplantae, Streptophyta, Magnoliopsida, Proteales, Nelumbonaceae.
AUGGAGAUGGAGAUUGAGGUGUCGAGCACAAUCCCAGUUACUCCAUCGGAGCAGGGUUCUUUGAGAAGCAAAGAUGAUAGGGGUGCAUACUUGGUAUGGGAAGAUGUAAGUGUGGUGUUACCCAACUUUGGCAAGGGACCAACAAGGAGGUUGCUUCAAGGGCUCUGUGGCUAUGCCGAACCUGGCCGGAUAAUGGCUAUCAUGGGUCCAUCCGGGUCAGGCAAAUCCUCCCUACUUGACUCUUUAUCAGGGAGACUUUCAGGAAAUACUAUUAUGACUGGGAAUGUUCUCAUCAAUGGGAGGAAAAAGAGACUAGACUAUGGACUUGUUGCUUAUGUGACCCAAGAAGAUGUUUUGUUGGGUACCCUUACAGUUAGAGAAACCAUCUCUUACUCAGCUCAUCUGAGGCUUCCUUCUGCUCUCAGCAAAGAAGAGAUAGAUCAGGUGGUGGAAGACACAAUCAUGGAGAUGGGUCUUCAAGACUGUGCCGACAAAUUGAUAGGCAACUGGCAUCUGAGAGGUAUCAGCGGUGGAGAGAAGAAACGAGUGAGCAUUGCACUGGAGAUCCUUACACGCCCUCGUCUCUUGUUUCUUGAUGAACCCACAACCGGACUCGAUAGUGCAGCGGCUUUCUUUGUCAUUCAAACUUUACGAACCGCAGCUCUUGAUGGGAGGACUGUCAUCUGUUCCAUACACCAACCCAGUAGUGAAGUGUUUGAUCUAUUCGACGAUCUGUUUCUCCUCUCCAGUGGUGAAGCUGUUUACUUUGGAGACGCCAAGAAGGCUGUACAAUUUUUCGCUGAAGCUGGAUUCCCUUGUCCUAGCAGAAGAAGCCCUUCUGAUCAUUUUCUUCGCUGUAUUAAUAGAGAUUUCGACAUUGUUCAUGAUACUCUGAUGGGAUCUCAGAAGAUUCGUCAAUUUGAAGUAUCAUCAGACCCUCUAAUGAAUAUGACAGCUUCAAGGAUAAAAGAAAUACUUGUUCAGAAAUAUAAGACAUCAGAGUAUGCAACAAAUACAAGAAAGCGGAUUCGAGAACUUUCCAACGUGGAAGGAGUUACCGUUGGAUCCAACAGAGGAAGUGAGGCCACGUGGUGGAAACAGCUGACCACAUUAACGAGGAGGUCUUUUGUGAACAUGUGUAGAGAUAUUGGGUACUACUGGUUAAGGAUCAUAAUCUACAUAGUGGUAUCUUUAUGUGUUGGCACAAUUUAUUUCGACGUUGGGACUAGCUAUUCCGCAAUCCUGGCGCGAGGAGCCUGUAUUGCGUUUGUAUCAGGCUUCAUGACAUUCAUGUCCAUCGGAAGCUUCCCAUCUUUCACCGAAGAAAUGAAGGUCUUUUAUCGGGAAAGACUCAAUGGGCACUACGGCAACGCAGUGUUCAUUGUAUCAAACUUUGUCUCCUCUUUUCCUUUCAUGGUUUCAGUGGCUGCAGCAAGUGGAACGAUAACAUAUUACAUGGUGAAGCUUCACCCGGGUUUCUCUCGCUAUAUCUAUUUCUGCUGUGUUCUAUUCGUCUGCAAUUCUGUCGUUGAAAGCUGCAUGAUGGUUGUUGCAGCCCUGGUACCCAACUUCCUCAUGGGCAUCAUCACUGGAGCUGGUAUCAUUGGAAUUAUGAUGAUGACUUCUGGGUUCUUUCGCUUGCUUCCUGAUCUUCCCAGGGCCUUCUGGCGCUACCCAAUUUCUUAUAUCAGUUAUGGGUCUUGGGCAUUUCAGGGAGUAUGCAAGAACGACUUGCUCGGGCUCGAGUUUGAUCCUUUAAUACCUGGUGAUCCUAAACUGAAGGGAGGUGUAGUCAUCCAGACAAUGUAUGGCAUGACAUUGGAUCACUCUAAGUGGUGGGAUUUGACUGCUGUCAUAAUUAUUCUCAUAUCCUACAGAGUUCUCUUCUUCUUCAUACUCAAGCUGAAAGAGAUAGCAUCACCCUUGUUCCACACCCUUUAUGCCAAGAGAACAAUCCGGAAGAUUAACAGAAGGCCUUCAUUCAGAAGAAAGGCAUCUGAAUCAAUCCCUCUCUAUCUAAACGUGAACAAGGGUCUCAGCUCUUCACUCUCUUAGAGGCAGCAAUAAACCCCUUCAGCAAUUCACUCGAUCGAAUUCUUGCUUUUGUAUAGAUUUGUAGCUAUAGAAAAUUUGGAAUAAGCAAUUUUCUUCUACUUUUUUUUUGGGUAAAGAGAAUAAGCAAUUAUCAAUUUGGCAUGUAUUCGUAGAGUAGAUUUACUUUAUAAAAGGGCUGUUUUUGGGUCUCACCAAAUUUUACCAAUU